Phytophthora sojae is the source of this 1494-nucleotide messenger RNA. RefSeq lists its product as hypothetical. Gene Ontology annotation, cellular component: membrane. Gene Ontology annotation, biological process: transmembrane transport. NCBI's taxonomy places the organism in Eukaryota, Oomycota, Peronosporomycetes, Peronosporales, Peronosporaceae. The transcript has a single exon. The coding region runs from base 1 to 1494 and encodes 497 amino acids. The record is from RefSeq and is a predicted model, not a curated record. Gene Ontology annotation, molecular function: transmembrane transporter activity.
AUGAAGGUGUGUAAGUUCCAGUCCCAGGGGCUCAUCGUGUUGGUGUGCCUCAUCAACAUGCUCAACUACUUGGACAGAGGCAUCAUCCCGGGCGCUCCUCAGAGCUUCCGACACUUCAUCACGUCGUCGCUCGGCGUGGCCGUCACGGACCAGUCCGUGUACUUCGGGCUGCUGUCGUCGGCCUUCAUCAUCGGCCACUCGGUGCUGUCCAUCACCUUCGGGUACUUCGCGCUGACCCACCGGCCGUUCCGCAUCAUCGCGUUGGGGACGAGCAUCUGGAUCGUGGCCAUCGUCAUCUGCGCCGUGUCGGAGCACGUCAACAGCUACGCGCUGCUGAUCGUCGGGCGAGUGCUAAGUGGUGCAGGCGAGGCGUCGUUCCAGUGUGUAGCCCCGCCGUUCAUCGAUCGCCACGCUCCGCCCGAACGUGCAUCGCUUUACGUUGGCAUCUACCUGGCCUCCGUGUUCGUCGGGGAAGCCAUCGGCUUCGUCUACGGCUCGGCGUUCGCAGACUCGUCGCUCACGUGGGCCGGCGGCUACUAUCUUGAAGCAGUUCUGAUGGUCUUCCUGGUCUGCUGCUGUUUGUUCUGCGUGCCCGAUGAGCUCAACGUGGUGCCUCCACAGGACGACGUCGCGCUAAGGAAAUCGCUGGUGUCUGUAUCGACGCAGGGGCUGCCAAACGGAGUGGAGCCGCUCAUAGUGUCGCCAGGGUCGUCGUCUCCGGGGCUAGCGGUGAGGAGGGAGCCGUUCUUCCGCGCAUGGUGGGGUGUGCUCUCCAACCUCCCGUUCUUGCUGUUCGUGCUGGGCAACGGUGCGUACACGUUCACGUUGGGGGUCUUCAACACGUACGGCCCGGACCUCUUCGUCGGCCUGGGCCUGUUCAGCGACGAAACCUCGGCCUCGCUGGUCUUUGGCAUCAUCGUGGCUGUGGGCGGACUGCUAGGCACACCUCUGGGCGGCUACCUCAUCGACCGACAGACCAAGGACACCGAUGUGCCUGGGAAGCGCUGCUUCGUGGCCAUGACGUCGAGCUUCGUCUACGUGACGCUGGCCGAGGUGUUCAUCCUCAUCAUGUGCUUCCUCGGAGGGGCCAAGGUCGCGUUCCUCGUGUGCUUCACCAUCGGCCUCUUCUGCAUGUGCGCGCUCUGGGGGCCCCAAAUGGUGGCCAUCCUCGAGCUGUUCCCGGAGUCGCGCCGCUCGCUGGCCAUCUCGGCCAACGCGGUCAUCAUCCACAUCUUCGGCGACGUGCCGGCGCCGACCAUCAUGGGCGUCGUGUGGGACGCCUGGGCGCCCAACUGCGGGGCCGUCGAGGGCUCGGACGGCGACGCCGACCUCAAUCCGCUGUGCAGCGAGGACCAGGGCGGGCUCAAGGACUUCAUGCUGCUCUCGACGCUGUGGAUGCUCUGGGCCGUGCUGCUCUGGGCGCUGGCCGCGGUGGCCAUCAAGAGGAGGCAACAGCGCGGCGGCUUCGUGCUCACCACGCCGGCAGAGUAUUAG